Messenger RNA from Labrus bergylta (ballan wrasse), 482 nucleotides. The record is from RefSeq and is a predicted model, not a curated record. NCBI's taxonomy places the organism in Eukaryota, Metazoa, Chordata, Actinopteri, Labriformes, Labridae.
GUGAAUGCAUCAGAAGAAAAUGGCUGCCCCCUGUAGAAGGAUGGCGAGUCGGUCUCUCCUACAGUUUCUGUCCGGUUUCAGGAGGACAGCGGCGGGGAAACCGGGACUUCGUGUUUCUUUCGGGACUUCUGCUUGUCGGACGACCCCGCAGACCAAAGCGGUGCCGGACAGAGGGGGGUCACCGUGGACUCUGAUGGCGGCGGUGUGUCUGCAGAGGCUUCCGGUCAUUUCAGCGGACUGCAGCCCGAUAGAGCGGCAGUUCAAAGAGAUGCUGCAGCAGAUGGAGUUUGAGAAAAGUUUGCUGUCAGACCACGAGCAGCGUCUGCUGGAGGACGCCGAGCGGCUGAGCAGGAAGCAGGCGGACGACUACGACUCGGACGAAGAGGAGGACGGCAGGGACCAGGAGAUCGUGUUGGCUCAGGACCUGGAGGACUCGUGGGAGCAGAGGAUAAAGAAGUUCCAGCCGGCAGAGAGAGUCAGAG